Rhineura floridana is the source of this 2180-nucleotide messenger RNA. RefSeq names its product myb-related transcription factor, partner of profilin-like. Gene Ontology annotation, cellular component: nucleus. The transcript is spliced from 2 exons. The coding region runs from base 222 to 1313 and encodes 363 amino acids. The record is from RefSeq and is a predicted model, not a curated record. Lineage: Eukaryota; Metazoa; Chordata; Lepidosauria; Squamata; Rhineuridae.
GGGGGGCGGGCUGAAAGGAGGAGCUGCAGUGAGAGCAUAUCCUCCCCCCCUUCCCAUGUCAACAAGCUGGGCGCCUGCGCCGGGGGUUUGCGCGUCUUUUCCUCUCAUGCGCGGUAUUUGCUUCCCGAGCAGGGGCCGGGGUUUGGCCUAGACUAGAACCGGCGGGGGCGCCAUAAGUGGGCGCUCCGUUCCCCGUCUCUGGCUCCCGCGGGUUGCUCAGGAUGGCGGAAGAUUCGCCCAAGCGGCGCAAGGCCAAUUUCAACGAGGCAGAGACGGAGGUGCUGAUCGAGCAGGUGCUGAAGCACGAGCAGGUGCUGUUCGCGGCGGGGCCUGGCCGGGCCUCACCCGGCCAAAAGCGCAAAGUGUGGGAGCUGAUCCGGCACAAGGUGAACCCGGUGGCCGCCUGCCCCCGUGAGGUUGAGGACCUCAAGAAGCGCUGGCGAGACCUGAAGCGCCGUGACCGGAGCAAGCUCUGCCGCAUCACCCAAGGGCCCGUCCCCCACCCCGCCUCUCUCGGUCUCCUGAUGGCCAGCGAGGAGAUCUCGCCACCCGAUCACCUCCGAUCCUACGCCUCGGGGCUGUCGGUUCCUAAUGAGGCUUUGCCCAUCGUUGGCGGCAUCGACACGCUGGAUUUGCCUGGAGCUUCUUCCGUGGCGGAUAUCGGUUUUACAGAUGAUCCAGGCCCAUCUCACCAACCAUGUGUGGAGAAGAUAAAUCUAAAAGAAGAGAUAGUGGUGAAAGUAGUGGAGCCUGAAGAAAGCUCGGAGGACAUGGCUGUAGUUCCUCCUAGCCAGGAGCAAACACCUUUUUUAGGGAUACUCAAUGGAGGUCCCUGUGGAAAAGUAAAAACUAAAACAAAAACUCAGCCCCAGACCGACCCCAAUGAAAUUACAGAAGAGGAUCUAUUGCAGAUUCAGCAAAACCAACUCCAUGUCAUCCAGUCUGGCUUUGAUAGUAUCAACCAUAAUCUGCGUCUGCUGCAGCAAGCCAUGCAAGAUCUGAACAACAGCCUAAGCAUGGCGGCACAUACUUUAGUGGCUAUUAAAAAUGUCUACGUGAAAAACAACGCUGGGCCGGCCACCUUUGCUACAGUUGCUACUCAGACCACCUCAGGAUACUUGAGCCCUGAGUCCCCAUUGGUUGAGGACAGAGUCAGAGUACCGGUAGCUGGAAGUAGUAGCAGAAGCAGCAGCUGCAGCUCCAGUUCUAUGUCACAAGAGCCAGGCCCUUCAGAAUUUCCCAGGCCCCCGCACAGACCCAUUAAGAAGGAACAUCCAAAUGGCUGUUACUAUUUCUGUUUUGCAGAUGUGUAAGACUUGAAUACUACUGUGUUUGACGGGCUAUUUUGUACCCUGCUCGAUAAUGCAUCAUGGUGGAGCAGGCUUGUCUUGCUGUCCUCUAUAAUGCUAAAUAUGUAAGAUUUCCACCACCCCCAGCUGGGGAAACCUUACAUAGCAUGAGGCAUUAUGCUAACUGUUUUUACAUAGAUUUAUUAUGGGCUUGUAUUUUAAUUAUUGUAAGCAGCAAUGUGAAUGGAUUGGAAAGGUGGAAUAUAAAUCUUUUAAAUAAUUACAGCUCUUAGAAGCUAGUCCUAUCUAUGUUCACUCAAAAGUUAGUCCCACUGAAUUGUAGGACUAGCUCCUAAACAAGAAAGCAUAGGAUUGCAACAUUAGUAGUUAUUCAGUAGGUUCUGCAGUUGGUUGAUAUGUAGCAUCUUCCCUUCUAUUUUCCCCCUUGGAGGGGGUGAGAAAGACUUGACUCAUCUAGAUCUUCCUGGUGUUAAUUGGCCUUUUAAAACAAAGCAGUAUAAAAACAUAGCAGUAAAUUUAUCUAGUAUCUGGUACAGAAUUUGGCAUACAGUUUUAUUUUGUUUUAGCAAGCCUAACUGCCCAUUAGUGAUAAAUUUAGUACUUGGUUGUACUUUUUUCAAAAAAGAAAAUCUGCCUACUUCUACUACUUCUGUAAGGAGCCUAUGCAGUUUGUCUGUUGUAGGACUGGGAAUUAAUCUGGGUACUGAGCCACAAGCAAGUGCUUUUAGGUUUUCCUUGAUCAUCAUUCUUUGCUGCUCAUGUCCAGCUCCUUUGAAUGCAUCUUCCCUGCACAAGCACUCUGCUCACAACAUGCAGUAGUGGGGAGGCUGCCCUUUGUUACAUAAUUAAAGAAAAUUUGCCAAAAAUGAA